Panicum virgatum (switchgrass) is the source of this 2770-nucleotide messenger RNA. Its product is annotated as E3 ubiquitin-protein ligase ORTHRUS 2-like. Gene Ontology annotation, biological process: negative regulation of gene expression via chromosomal CpG island methylation; protein ubiquitination. NCBI's taxonomy places the organism in Eukaryota, Viridiplantae, Streptophyta, Magnoliopsida, Poales, Poaceae. The record is from RefSeq and is a predicted model, not a curated record. The transcript is spliced from 9 exons. Gene Ontology annotation, molecular function: ubiquitin protein ligase activity; metal ion binding. Bases 161 to 2446 code for a protein of 761 amino acids.
AAUUUGAACCCGCCCCUCCCAUCGCCUCCUCCACUUCUCAUCAUCUCCCCUCCCACCCCACGCAAUCCCCAUCCCCCAUUCCGCCCGCGCAAAACCCUAGCUCCAGGCUCCAGCGUCCCCCGCGAACCCUCUCCCUCGCAGCCGCCGCCACCUCUCCACCAUGCCGGACCUCCCCUGCGACGGCGAUGGUGUCUGCAUGGUCUGCCGCGUCGCCUCCCCGCCCGAGGUCGAUCUGCUCCGCUGCUCCACCUGCGCCACCCCGUGGCACUCCCCGUGCCUCUCCAAGCCCCCCGCCCUCGCCGACGCCGCCAGCUGGAGCUGCCCCGACUGCUCCCCCGACUCCUCCCCGGCCCCGGCUCCCGCCGGCCCCGGGAACGACCUCGUCGCCGCCAUCCGCGCCAUCGAGGCCGACCACACCCUCUCCGACCAGGAGAAAGCGCGGCGCCGCCAGGCCCUCCUCGCCGGCUCCGCCCCCGCGGCCGCCGAUGACGACGAGGACGACAACGCGGCGGACGACGCCCUCGAGAUCGUGGGGAAGAACUUCAGCUGCGUCUUCUGUAUGAAGCUUCCUGAACGUCCCGUUACGACACCUUGUGGCCAUAACUUCUGCUUGAAAUGCUUCCAGAAGUGGAUUCAGAAUGGGAAAAGGACGUGUGGGAAAUGUCGGGCGCAGAUCCCGGCCAAAAUGGCUGAGCAACCAAGAAUUAACUCUGCACUAGUUGAAGUUAUCCGGAUGGCUAAGAUUUCAAAGAAUCCCAACUCAUCAGGCUCUACAGCUCCAUAUCACUAUAUUCGGAAUGAUGAUAGGCCUGACAAGGCAUUUACAACUGACAGAGCUAAGAAGGCUGGGAAAGCUAACGCUUCUAGUGGCCAGAUCUUUGUGACCAUUGCACCUGAUCAUUUUGGCCCCAUUCUUGCAGAAAAUGAUCCCCGAAGGAAUAUUGGUGUUCGAGUUGGGGAAACAUGGGAAGACCGUCUUGAGUGCAGGCAAUGGGGUGCCCAUUUUCCUCAUGUAGCUGGUAUUGCUGGCCAGUCUACAUAUGGCGCACAAUCAGUAGCCCUCUCAGGAGGGUAUGAAGAUGAUGAAGACCAUGGAGAGUGGUUUCUUUACACUGGAAGUGGUGGAAGGGAUCUAAGCGGGAACAAGCGGACAAACAAGGAGCAAUCAUCAGAUCAGAAAUUCGAGAAGCUAAAUGCUGCUUUACGUAUUAGUUGCUUGAGGGGCUACCCUGUCAGGGUUGUGCGGUCGCACAAAGAGAAGCGUUCCUCAUAUGCUCCUGAAUCUGGUGUGAGGUAUGAUGGAGUUUAUAGAAUUGAGAAAUGUUGGAGGAAGAUUGGUAUUCAGGGUACGUUCAAGGUCUGCAGGUAUCUCUUUGUACGCUGUGACAAUGAACCUGCCCCCUGGACCAGUGAUGAUCAUGGUGACCGUCCAAGGCCAUUGCCGAAGAUAAAAGAGCUGCAAGGUGCAACUGAUAUAACGGAGAGGAAAGGACGCCCUUCAUGGGACUAUGUUGAGAAAGAAGGCUGGAAAUGGGUGGUGCCUCCACCAAUCAGCAAGAAGCCUGUUCUCUCUGGGGAUCCUGACACUGACAAACAAAUCCGGAGAGCAACAAAGCGUGCUCAUAUGUCUGUUGCUGAGAGGCUACUGAAAGAGUUUGGCUGUUCCAUCUGCCGGGCCGUGAUUAAAGAACCCCUUACUACUCCAUGUGCUCACAACUUUUGCAAGGCUUGUUUGCUUGGGGCAUAUGAUAGCCAGGCUUCUAUGAGGGAAAGAAGCCGUGGUGGUCGAACCCUUAGGGCACAGAAGAUUGUGAAGAAAUGCCCUUCCUGCCCAACUGACAUCUGUGACUUCCUAGAAAAUCCCCAGAUCAACCGAGAAAUGAUGGAGCUGAUUGAGUCUUUGCAACGCAAGGCUGAUGAAGGUGACACCAAGGUGGCUUCAGAUGAUGCUGAGGAGUGUGGUGAUGGCGAGUCAGAGGGAAAUGAUGGUGCUUUGGUGAAGGAAGAGGAUGAUAGCAGCAUGAAUGAGGAUGAGCAAGACAGUGCUGAUGCUGAUGCUAAUGCUGAUGGCUCUGUGAAAAUUGUGGUUGAAAUCGAGGAAGGAAAAGAUGAUAAGAAGGCCAAGAUGGGUGUGACUGAAGUGGCGGAUGUGUUAGUUGAAGAAAAGGCUGUGAAAGAGACAAAGAAACGCAAGGGCGAUGCUGAGACUGGCACAGAUGUUGCUCCUGCUAAAAGGAUGAAGAAAAACAUUGCUGCUGUGGAAGAGGCUACUUGCACUCCAGUGAAACGGAUCAGUAAGAGUGGUGAUGUGGAUAGUGAAGGCAAUAGUAGUCCGGUUGUGAGCAGUGGCCGUCGGGUGACUCGGAGCAGUGCGAAUGCUAGUGAAGCUGAUGAUAGUCUGGCAAGGAGGACCAGAAGCCGUGCUAGAGCUGAUGCUGGUUGCUGAUGGUGAUGGAAGCAGGGAAGUGUGGAAGCUGGUGGCCUGGAGCCAGAUGAUGUUCUAGGGAGGCUUCGUUUUUUGGGGAGGUUGUAUGUAGUCUGGGAAGUUUGCUUCUUUUGGUUGGGGUGAUUGCUGUGCCUGGGGGGGAACUGGAUUGCGUGUCGCGCUGCAUCUGUUUCUUUUGGUUUGGUUUGGGGAAACCGAUUGCGGCCUUGGUGAUUCCCUGGCCGCGCCUCCUGGAAUCUGGAAUUCUGGAUGGUGGUUUAUCCAAGAUGCUUAAACUAUCUAAGUUACCAGCUCCAUUGAACAUGCAAUUCCUGUGUAUGCCUA